AGUAGUAAUGUAGGUGGCGAAGGACUGCCGGCUACAUGUCCUGAAACCAACAGCAGUAGCCCAAAUGAAAUCGUGACUCCAAGCCCGGGAACCAGCAAGCCAAAUGAAAGUACUGAAGAGCUUGCGGCUGCAAGCCCUGGAAGCAGCAAGCCAAAUGAAGGUGGCGAAGAACUAGAAGCUGUUAACUCUAGCACCACCAGCAUAAGGCCAAAUAAAAGUAGCGAUAAACUCACCGCUGCAUGUCCUGACACCAACAGCAGUAGGUCAGAUGAAAGUACCAAAGAAAUCGCGGUUGAAAGCCCUGGAGCCAACAAGAAGGACCCUGGAUCUGAGAAUAAAGACCCCAAUUCAGGAUCUGGACUCCAAUCCACUGAUCCAACCUCUGAAUCCAGCAGAUCAGGUCCUAGCAAGUUUUAUAGACCUCCACCCAUGCGCGCUAGACAGCAAAAACAGAAUGAAGCUUGUCUCGGGAUCACUAAUGCACUUGUCCCUACUGUGCCAACGUUCGAGCAAUUUAUACUUCAGCAAGUUAAAGAAAAGAAGAGAAUAGUACCAUUCGCCAAAGAAACCAAUUACCCAAAUGCAUCUAGCUUAAUUAGCCGUGCUAACCAAAGCCUAAAUCGUAAUGAACAUCCUCAAAGAAAACGCCAGCAAAACACCUAUGUCCGGGACAUGUCCUGCAACAUUUUGGCAGAAAUAGCCCGGUCUGAAAGUGUUAUUAUACUAGAGAAGAUUAAUCGUCAAAAGGAAAGUUUCAAGAAACUUAUCGAUUCACCGCCUGAUGAUCGAAAUCGAGACGUAUUCGCUUUAGUGUUUGAACUGGUUACAAACGUAUGGAAAUCUUCUUUCGAAGAGUCAAAGAAACUGCUGCUUUUGGAAAUAUGCAACACUAAAUUCAUUGAUAAUUUACAAUUGUACUUAAUGCAAUUGCCUUACACAGAAAGCCGUAGAGAUAAACUUUUUAACAAACAUUACUGGACUAAGGAAAAAGAAUAUUGGAACAACUUUAUGACCUUUUGUGAGUGUCUCAUAAAUGUGUCGCCGUCAACUGCUGUUAGAAAAUGCGGAGCUCUGAUCGAAGCUACUAGCAAGAGUUGCCUUGAUGGUUUAAAAGAAAAGCAUGACUUUGAGUUACCAGAAGAAUAUACUACUAGAAUGAUCAAUAUACGGGACAGACUGAAAAAACAGGCACAAAUUCAGAAAAAAAAGGAUACCAGCGCUACAAACGAACCGUUUGAGAGUUUCCGUGAGCUGAGCGUGCUGCCCUCGGGCUCGGAGCUGCUGGAGCGGCGGCCGUUCCUGCGGCCCAACGUCGUGGAGGGCGCGUACGCGGACGUGGAGCACUACCUGGACGUGCAAUUCCGGCUGCUGCGCGAGGACUGCUUCGGACCGCUCAGGGAAGGGAUACAUCAAUAUAUCGAGGACCCGAAGAAAAGAAAAUAUGACCACAUUCGAGUAUACCGAAAUGUGAAAUUUUUGGGACCAUUUUUCACAAAACAACAAUUUGGAUCUCUCAUAUUACUGGAUCAAUACACUGAAAAGAUGUUCAAGAAGAUGAAUUGGAAGCAAAGCAAGAGAUUUUUAUUUGGAUCUCUCCUGUUGUUCACAAAGGAUAAUUGCAAGAGCUUUCUUGUUGGAACUAUUUUGCAACGCGACGAAGAACUUUUAAGCAAAAGAAUUCUCGGUGUUAGCAUAAUUGAUUCCACAAUGGAGUCCGACUUGUACAAUGAAGACUUGUACACCAUGAUAGAAUGCGAAGUUUACUUUGAGCCGUACCACCACGUGCUAAAGGCACUUCAGGACCCCAGCUUUCCUGAGCACCUGGCGAUGAGCAAAUACAUUGUCGACGUGCAGAAAGUGCCCGAAAAUCCAGCGUACCUCACUCGGGAUACCGUAUAUACUUUAAACAAAAAAAAACGUCGGAAGAUUACUCGUACUAAACGGAGUCCUUUCAGACGUUUCGGAAAAAAAUAUCGAUCCGAGUUUUCAUCUUCAUCUGAAGAUGAAGAUGAAUGGUUCUACCCAGACAGAGGAUAUAUAGAAGAGUAUAAAAAGGAAAUAAAAUUCAAAGUCCUUCAGGAUGAAACUUGGCCAUCUGAGACAGAGCUGGGCUUGAAUAACACCCAAUAUGAAGCGUACAAACUCGCCCUCACCCAUGAGUUCGCCGUGAUCCAAGGCCCGCCAGGCACUGGCAAAACAUUCCUCGGGGUCAAAGUUGCUAAGACUCUAAUUGAAAAUUCCCCAUAUUCCGAUGAUGAAUGUUUAAUGCUUGUCAUAUGCUACACAAAUCACGCAUUGGAUCAAUUUUUAGAGGCUUUGUUGCCUAUUACAGAUUCUAUUGUUCGCAUCGGUGGAAGAUCACAGAGCCAGCUCUUGGAAAAGCAUAACCUAAGUAAUUUCAGACGAUGGGCUUGCUACGAUGAAAGAGCCGAUCUCGAGUAUUGUAUUCACAACCUAAAAAACUUUUACGAAGCUUGUAUAUCUCCUGACAUUUUAUUAAACGACACUACUGUUGCUAAUUACGCCAAAGAGUGUGAAAUCGUUCAUAGAUUUUACAAAGGAAAAGUAGGAAAAUACGAUGAUGCUUUGAAACAUUGGCUGUUCGGAAACGUAGAAAAUGUUGAAAUUAUUCCACAUUUAGAAGAUCAUGUUCAAAAUAACGCAAAAGAAAAGUUACAUGAAAAUAACGAUGUGGAUAACGAUAUCUACGCCAGGGAUGAAUCGGGCUUAGAUGAUGGUGACAUUGAUGAAGUCUUGAUAAAGAUUGAUGAAGACAAUAGUAAAUUGUAUGGGAGUUUAUUAAUAUCUUUCUCAUUGCCAAUAGCAGAAGAGCAGAAGAACAUGCUCAUGAAAAAGUACCACGAAACUUUACGGUUUCAGCACAACUUAGAAGGGGAGAACCAGGAAGAGGGCACGAAUAAUGGUGACAUGGCAGCACGAAUUACGGCCACAUUGCAAGAUUUACAACAUAAGAUAUUUCAACUGCACUCGCAGAUAAAUAUUUUCAAGGAUAUGACGAUAUGCCAGUCGCGUGCACCCAGAAUAAACCUCGCAAAUGUGAAGGAUUUAUCUACAGUUUCACUUAUAGAACGUUGGUCAUAUUACUAUAAAUGGGCCACCAUCGCCAAGGGUUACCUGAAGAAACAGGCCAAAAAAAGAGAGGAGGUGGUCAAAUCUUCUGCAGAAGCUUACGAAGAAGCUCGAAUGAUAGCUGACCGUUCACUUUUAAGAGGGACUCGGGUUAUUGGUAUGACCACAAGCGCAGCGGCGAGAUUGCGAAAAUUACUGGUUGAAGUGUCACCACCAAUAGUGAUCGUGGAAGAAGCAGCGGAGGUUUUAGAAGCACACAUAGUCACGUCUCUCACGAAACAUUGCAAGCACUUGAUUCUAAUUGGGGACCACCAGCAGCUGCGGCCGUCGGCGGCGUACCUGCGUCUGGCGCGGCACUACCAGCUGGAGGUGUCGCUGUUCGAGCGCAUGAUCCGCAACGGCGUGCACAGCCGCCGGCUCGGCGUGCAGCACCGCAUGCGGCCCGAGAUCGCGGCGCUCGUCUCGCCGCACAUCUACCCCGACUUGCAGAACCACCGCUCCGUCGAGGACUUCCCGCCCGUGCGUGGCGUCGCGCACAAUCUAUUCUUCUUUUCGCACAACUAUAUGGAACAGCACGAAGAUGAGAACUCUAGUCGCACUAACACCCUGGAAGCAGACUUUACGCUCCGUCUGGCAAAUUAUUUGAUGCAGCAAGGAUACACGCCUGAUGAAGUUACUAUUGUAGCUGCCUAUUCUGGCCAGAUGUUUUACAUGCGAAGACAACGGUCACUGUACGAUCAUCUGUCAGACGUGAAGAUCACAGUCCUGGACAACUACCAGGGCGAGGAGUCGAAGAUAAUCCUGCUGUCGCUGGUGCGCAACAACGACAACGACAGCAUCGGCUUCCUGGGCACCGAGAACAGGAUCUGCGUCGCCUUGUCCAGGGCCAGGGAAGGCUUCUUUAUACUUGGCAACAUCGAGUUGCUGAAGAGGAAUUCCACUCUUUGGACCAAUAUAGCUCAGACUCUGGCAGAUAACGGAUCGUUGGGGUCAAGUUUGAAACUCAAAUGCCCGAACCACGGACAAAUAACUGAGAUUACAUCGCUGGAAGAUUUUGUAAAGGUGCCCGAAGGCGGCUGCCUACUGGACUGUAAAUACAACCUGCGGUGCGGCCAUCCUUGUCCGCGAAUGUGCCAUGCCUACGAUAUAGCUCAUGACGAGAUAUAUUGUACUAGAGACUGCGAAAGGAAAAUCUGUGAAAUCGAAGGCCACACGUGCCCAUCCAGCUGCAGUGAAAAAUGUCAGCCAUGCAAGCGUUACAUGGACAAGCAGCUACCGUGCGGGCACACCAGAGCCGUGCCGUGCCAUAUGGCACCAGACGACCCGGCCGUCUACUGCGCGGAAACGGUUACGGUCUCGCUGCCUGGCUGUGAACAUAAGGCAACCAAACCAUGUUCUAUGAGGAUAUCGGACGUAGAUUGUGAAGAAAAGUGUGAGGGCGGACGGCUCAGCUGCGGCCACGCCUGCAUCCGUAGAUGCCACGUGAACGACGAUCCUGAUCACGAAAAUUACAAAUGCGAAAAACCUUGCCCGAGAGCGAAGGAAGGCUGCACAGCAAAUUUGGAAGGCGAUCUUGGUGAUCACCAAUGUCCACUAUCGUGUGGUGAACCUUGCCUUCCAUGUGAUGUUCAGGUUAACAGGAAGAGGUCUGGUUGCAAACAUUGGAAACGAGGGGCCUGCUGCGAAGAUGUGAAUGCAGAUCCUUGUCGCGAGAAGUGCGCGCGUUCGAUGCCCUGCGGCCACCACUGCAAGAAGCUGUGCUUCGAGAAAUGCGGGGAUUGCAAGCAAAAGGUGAAGAAAACGAUACCCGACUGCAAUCAUGAGAUACAGAUCGAGUGCGAAACAGAGCCGACUCGCGAACUUUGCAAAGAGAAAUGUGAACGCACCAUGACUUGCGGUCACUCGUGCCCGGCGAACUGCCGCAAGCCGUGUGACCCGGCCGCGUGCAUGGAGGCCACGGAGCAUAGCUCCGAGGCGCCUUGCGGUCACAUCGUCCAGCUGCCGUGUUAUGUGUAUCAAGCUAAGCAAGCAGGGUCUAUGCUGGAUGCGAAGCUACUCUCUGCGUGCACGGCGCCGUGUGGCGCGCUGCUCCGCUGCGGGCACUCGUGCGGCGGCUCGUGCGCCGGCUGUCUCCAGGGCCGCCUGCACCGGCCCUGCGCCGCGCGCUGCCACCAGCUCAACAUCUGCGGACACAGGUGCGAGGAGCCGUGCAACCAGGUGUGCCCGCCGUGCCGCCGCAAGUGCGAGGUCAGGUGUCCGCAUUCAACAUGCGGCAAGUCGUGCGGCGCACCCUGCACGCCUUGCACGGAAACAUGCGGACGGGCGUGCGAGCAUUCCGCGUGUAGACGCGCAUGCGGCGCGCCGUGCUCGCGCGCACCUUGCUCCGAGGCGUGCCCGCUCGCGCUGGCGUGCGGGCACCCGUGCCGCGGGCUCUGCGGCGAGCCCUGCCCGCCGGCCUGCCGCCUCUGCGACCCCGAGGGCUUCCCCACCGACCUGCUUGGCGACCCCUACGAAGAUGACGCCAAGCUAAUUCAGCUACAGGACUGUCCUCACAUCUUGGACGUUGACACGUUGGAUACUUUAAUGAAGGGCGAGGAUGAAACCAUUCAAAUUAAGACAUGUCCGUUUUGUCGCGAACCUAUUAUCAAUACAUACCGAUACAAAGACCUGGUAAAUAAAAUGCUAAAAAACGACAUCAACCCCAUAAAAGAGAAGGUUUAUGGAACGGAAGCGCAAAGGUCAAAAAAGCGAGUCGAGCUUUAUAAGAAAGUUAAAGAUCUAGGAGAAACUCAAAAAAUAACCAAAGAAAACGUGUAUUGGAACACUGCGUAUAAUGCCUUACAUCAUGUUAUUGGAGGCAAAAAUAAAGAUCUCUCUGUUCUACAUCUCGACAUGUACCACAUCUACAUCGACAUACUCGCUGAUAUUGGGGACUAUUACACCAAAUACGUUGCCGAAAAUUUAACUGAACUAAAAACUGAAAUGCAAGACCAGGUAAAAAUGAUCUGUGAAGCUCUGGUCGCGAGUAAACAGAAGAUAAGCCAACAGCAGCAGGUAGACAUCGGACAAGAGAUGAAGCGUGUGAAUUCCAUCGUUCAGCUGGCUAAGAUUCUUCAAUUGAGCAAGAAUACAACCAAUGCCGAGGUGCUGGCGAUAGCUAAAACUGCUAAAGAAGCUGUUUUGACCUGGAGUGCGUAUGACGAAGAAAAAGCUGUGGAAUGUCUGAAGAAGCUUGAGGAAGUUGUUAAAUUAUCGGGCAUAGCUAGCAUGGAGGAGCGCGCGAUGAUAGUGAGCGCGAUAGGUUUGAAGGCGGGGCACUGGUACAAGUGUCCCAACGGGCACUUCUACUGUAUCGGCGAGUGCGGCGGCGCCAUGCAGCUGUCCCAGUGUCCGGAGUGUGGCGCGGCGAUCGGCGGGCAGCGCCACACGCUGACCGCGGGCAAUCAACACGCCGGCGAAAUGGACGGCUCGCGCUUCGCCGCUUGGUCUACGCAUGCCAAUAACAUGGCCAAUUUUCAAUUAAAUUAGUUAUUUUUUUU
Cydia amplana is the source of this 6629-nucleotide messenger RNA. Its product is annotated as NFX1-type zinc finger-containing protein 1-like. Gene Ontology annotation, cellular component: nuclear RNA-directed RNA polymerase complex; nucleus. The transcript is spliced from 26 exons. The coding region runs from base 430 to 6618 and encodes 2062 amino acids. The record is from RefSeq and is a predicted model, not a curated record. Lineage: Eukaryota; Metazoa; Arthropoda; Insecta; Lepidoptera; Tortricidae. Gene Ontology annotation, molecular function: zinc ion binding; helicase activity. Gene Ontology annotation, biological process: regulatory ncRNA-mediated heterochromatin formation.